Asterias rubens (European starfish) is the source of this 1665-nucleotide messenger RNA. Its product is annotated as COA8 family protein CBG23705, mitochondrial-like. Gene Ontology annotation, biological process: intrinsic apoptotic signaling pathway. The coding region runs from base 61 to 648 and encodes 195 amino acids. The transcript has 4 exons. Gene Ontology annotation, cellular component: mitochondrion. NCBI's taxonomy places the organism in Eukaryota, Metazoa, Echinodermata, Asteroidea, Forcipulatida, Asteriidae. The record is from RefSeq and is a predicted model, not a curated record.
UGUCGACUGCAUGCAAUCAAUGCAUCACCUUGCAACACGGCCUUCAUAAUAAAUAUCAAAAUGUUCAAAAUAAUAACUGUUUGCAAGUGUUCCUUCAAGCAAAUAAAGUAUUCGAGACGUUCGCCAUGGGCAUUGAUGAUGAGCAGACAGCUGGCUACUGCACAGAACCAGAAUAAGAAUGAGGAGAAAAAUGGUGAAUCGCAGUCAACGAUAUACCUGAGUGAACCACCAAGUAAGCCAGAUCGAGAUUGGAUCGGUCCAGUUGAUAAACGCUCCAAUCUGCGGCAGAUCCGUUUCACCGAGAGAGACAAUGAAACAGAAACAGAGAGGGCGUAUCGAGAAAUGAGAGAGGAGAUCUAUGUCUGGAACCACACCUUCUGGGCCCGGCAUAACCAGAACUUCAUUGAGGCAAAGGAACAUUUUGUUAAGAAGGUGCUUGAAAGUAAAGGAGGUGGUCUGUUAGAUGAAGAUGGGGCCAGGCGAGUGUUGAGCGCUGAUGAAAUGGCAGAGUUCUACAAGGAAUUCCUUCAAGAAAAUCAACAGAUUCUGAAGCAGUAUAACCGGGAUUGGUACAGACGAAACACUGCCCUCUUGUGGCCAGCAUUCAAAGUUGCUCUUCAAAGACGUUUCAGAAAACCGUUAAGUUGAAUAAAGCAUGUUUAGUACGAGGCAGUUUUGUGUACAAAGUUAAUUAAGAACAGCAGAGUGUACUUUGAAAAUGAUCUCAUAGAGUAUCGUGCUGUCGUACAAUGCAAAUGGAACCAGUUCUUUUGUUGGUUUGAGAAGUCCUACAUCUCCAUUCUGAAUUCUAUAGUCGGCAAGGCGUCCUAGUACAGCAACAUCACACCAACUUGGGUAACUUUGUUUGGUCAUAAUGAAUCUAUGAUAUGAUCAUCCAGUUCGGCCUGGCCUUUUGUGGAUGAUGAGAACUAAUAUAUAUAUGAGGGCACCGCGAUGGCUUGCUCGCGAGUUUUCAUUCCUGAUCUUGCAGAGAACAAAGUGGAUGUUUCCCCAACCAUUGUGAAGAUAGCUGCACUUGACCCGGGGGUCUUCAUGGGAGAUUGCUGCAUGAUGUUUCGCGAAAGGACUCAUUUAUAUUUACUAGUGCAUUGAGGUGUUUGUUGGGCUCCCACCAUUCCUGCCUUUGCCAGCCUGCACCCAGGAUGGGGAGAAAGCCAUCUACACUUUAAGAGAUCAUGUGCCGCCAUUGAAGUCAGCGUCGAUGCUGCCAUGUCAGGCAGGAUAUUCUUCGUAAUUUUACUCUAUUUUUUUUUUUUUUUUAAAUCCUUGUGGGAACAUUUAAAAACCUGUGAUUUAAAAAGCAUGAAAAGCCUAUUGAAUCUCACUACAUGCUUACAAUUACAUUUUACUAUUAGACACUUGCACUCGAUAACAAGGUGCCUUCUAUUUUCCAAGGACAAAACAUGAUGCCUAUCAUCAAAUAUAUGCGUCCAAUAUUUGGAUAUUCCAUAAAGUUUGACACAUUAGAAGAGUUUUGGUUGAGUCAACAAUGGUCCUUUAAUACUUUCCAAAACUGCUGUACCAGUAUUUUAAUGUACAUUUUAAUUAUUUGGUUUUGAUUGUUUUUCAGCUUGACUGAAAUCGUCGUAAGAUUGGAACGGAAUGAAAACUUUCUAUGAUUAAACUUUGCAAUAAUAAUUUCAA